AGAAAGCAGAAGAUUCUGAAAAAGGAAAACGAUCAGUUGGUCAAUGAAAAAGAAGUUCAAAUUAAACGCCGGAAGACAAACAACGCUUGAUUACUUUUGGAAACCACUCGAUUCUUAUCACGAAUCCGGUAAUGAAUCAAGUGAAAUUCCUGAUGAAAAGACAUUAAAUACCAGUUCACCAUUAAAUGAACCAAGUUGUGAAGCAGAAUUGAUGGAUUCGUUUGGAGCAUGUCCACCUUCACCCCACAAACCACUGAAAAUUCGGAAGUGUUCCUCUGUUAGUGCUCCGGGAAAAAUGGAUGAACAUUUUGCGACCGCUGAUAUGAUUUACAACAAAAAUGAAAAUAAAGCGGAUAACAGAACCGAUAAACCAACUUUUGCUGAAUCCGGCAACUUGCUGGAUGGUGUACCUCUCGUUGCUAAAUCACCACCAAGCGACACAGAAGCCUCAUUACCUGUAACUGGAAGUACACCAGAUGGUUCAUCAAGAUAUGAUUUGGGUGCUUGCAGUUCAUCCAGCUUGGAAAAUCGGAGUCCAUCAAAGAAAGGACCAUGCAAACCUCACCAUUAUUUGCAAGGCGAACGACUUAAGUGUGUGAGAAAUUCGAGGAGGAAGCGGGUACACAAGGAAUCUCACAAAGCUAAUUUAUCUCACGAAUUAGUUCUUCCGCGGAUACACACGAUAACAAUUGGUGAUUUUGAACUGGAGCCACCGUAUACCUCUCCGUUACCGUUAGAGCUUGUUAGGAAAGGGCACCUUUACGUUUGUGAAAAAUGCCUAGAUUUCAAAGAAAGCAAAGAGACACUGGAAAGACAUGCAAGUAAAUGUUGGAUGGAUUUUCCGCCGGGUGAUGAAGUAUUUCGUCAAGACGAUAUUUCGCUAUUCGAAGUUGAUGGAAAUAUUGCCAAAGGCUAUAGUCAAAAUUUAUGCCUCUUAGCCAAGCUUUUCAUCGAUCAUAAGGCGUUAUUUUAUGAUGUCGAACCAUUUCUUUUUUAUGUUUUAACCGUGUGGAAUUCAACUGGCUGUCAUCUAGCAGGUUAUUUUAGCAAGCAGAAGUGCAGCUUAGAGAAUAAUCUUUCUUGCUUGCUUACUCUACCAUCAUAUCAGAACAAAGGUUAUGGACGUUUUUUGAUCGAUUUCAGUUUUCUUUUGUCUCGACGAGAAGGAACAACGGGAACACCGGAACGGCCACUUUCUGAUAUGGGUAAUUUAGCUUAUAGGAGCUACUGGCGUAGUGUUGUGCUUGAAUAUUUCAAAAGACCAAGCUGUGCUUCUGUUGCAGUUCUAACGUUUGGGGAUGUUGCAAAAACCACGGGUGUUUCAGUAGAAGAUAUUGUACAGACGAUGAAAGAUCUAGGAAUGCUUCAUUUCGAUCAGAAGGGAGAAAUAGAGUCUUUCGUCAUCAAUAAGGAUCUCGUAGAAUCACAUUGGGCAAAAGCGGAAAAUGACACGAAGCGUAUUUGGAUCGACGAAGACAAUUUAAAAUGGCAGCCGAAGCAAUUUCCCUUGGAGUGUACCAGUGAUGAAAGUAAUGGGACUUGAAAGUUCUUCGAAUCGGACUAUUUUUUUAUGCCAGUUGUUGCCUUUCCAUAUUUUUGAUUUUGAAGCAUUAUUUACAAAUUUAGUUUUUUUUCGAUAGAUAAAAAUGGUCUUAUGAAAAAAGUGUGGUGGAUCUCGGACUUAUUAUAGUUAGAUGUUGUCUCAGUUUCAUUUUAAGCUAAAUUGUAAUUUAAAGCAUUUACUUCUAACUCAUUUGGACGUGUUUCUCUUC
Messenger RNA from Loa loa (African eye worm), 1772 nucleotides. RefSeq lists its product as hypothetical. Bases 44 to 1543 code for a protein of 499 amino acids. The transcript is spliced from 13 exons. The record is from RefSeq and is a predicted model, not a curated record. Gene Ontology annotation, molecular function: histone acetyltransferase activity. NCBI's taxonomy places the organism in Eukaryota, Metazoa, Nematoda, Chromadorea, Rhabditida, Onchocercidae. Gene Ontology annotation, biological process: regulation of DNA-templated transcription.